AUGGUCACCUCUUUUCCAUCUUCCAUCAUUGUCCGAAGAUGUCUUCAUUGUUCCUCCCGCGGUCUCUUCCAUCAGGUACCAACAACAGAACAAGUGAAUGCUUUGUCCAAAGAAUUACGCAGUCGUGCCAUUAUCCCAGAUCAUGUGUAUAAAGCCAUCAAUGCAUUACCUAUAACAACUCAUCUAAUGACUCAGUUUAUAACUGGUUUCAUGGCUCUUCAGGUACAAAGUGAAUUUGCAAAAGCUUAUGAGAAUGGAAUCCAUAAAUCCAAAUACUGGGAGCCGACAUUUGAGGACUCUCUUUCAUUGAUUUCUCAACUACCAGCUGUAGCUGCAUAUAUAUACCGUAGGAUAUAUAAAAAUAGAGAAGUUGUAUCAGUGGAUGACUCGUUAGAUUAUGGUGUAAGUUUUGCGCAUAUGCUUGGAUUUGAUAGUCCAGCCAUGCAAGAGCUUAUGAGGCUUUAUUUCACUAUCCAUACUGACCAUGAAGGUGGAAAUGUCAGUGCUCAUACUGUACAUCUUGUUGCUAGUGCUCUAUCAGAUCCAUACCUCUCAUUUGCUGCAGCAUUAAAUGGUCUAGCUGGACCCCUCCAUGGUUUGGCUAAUCAGGAGGUUUUGCUUUGGAUAAAGUCAGUGGUGGAUGAAUGUGGAGAGAACAUAACCAAGGAUCAAUUGAAAGACUAUGUCUGGAAAACCUUGAAUAGUGGGAAGGUUUCGAAGCUUUAUGAAGUGGUGCCUCCGAUUCUAACAGCACUUGGCAAGAUAGUUGAUAGAUUGGAUGAAGGGAUUAUUUCACCGGAUCUUGGCGCUGUUGGUAAGGCCCUCUUUAGGGCUCAUGUUGAAGGUCAACUAAAGAAUGAGAUAAUGUCGAAGCCAGAGCUGUUUAACCACAUUGGGGCAUCUGCAACUCCAAGUCGAGCAAACAUGGCUAACAACAUGCAACAAAUGUCAGAACUUACUGGAUCUGAUUUGGAGCAGCUUGCAUUACAAACACUUGCACGAUUCAAUUUCAAGGGUCAUGAUCUUCUUGAAUUUGCAAGACAUGAUAGAGCCACAAGGAAAGAUGUUGCUCUUUACUAA
Messenger RNA from Lactuca virosa, 1080 nucleotides. The record is from the annotation of a GenBank genome assembly. NCBI's taxonomy places the organism in Eukaryota, Viridiplantae, Streptophyta, Magnoliopsida, Asterales, Asteraceae.